Mercenaria mercenaria is the source of this 594-nucleotide messenger RNA. RefSeq names its product histone-lysine N-methyltransferase SETMAR-like. Gene Ontology annotation, molecular function: nucleic acid binding. The coding region runs from base 1 to 594 and encodes 197 amino acids. Lineage: Eukaryota; Metazoa; Mollusca; Bivalvia; Venerida; Veneridae. The record is from RefSeq and is a predicted model, not a curated record. The transcript is spliced from 2 exons.
AUGUCGAAAGUCAGUGCGCGCUGGGCUCUGAAGUUGCUAUCAGAAGAAGAAAAGCAGACGCGUUCAAGGUGUUCAGCUGUAUUCUUGGAACGGUACGCGGCAGAAGGUGACGAAUUCCUUGAUAGAAUAGUGACUACAGACGAAACUUGCCUGCAUCACUAUGAUCUGGAAAUGAAGGCCCUAUCGUCGGUAUUAAAAAGGGAUUACGUCAAUGUUCUGAAGAGAAAACGGCCGGCUUUGGACCUGGAUAGGGUAAUCCUGCACCAGGAUAAUGCUCCUGUACAUAGGGCCAACUCUACACAGUUAGAGAUUACUUUACUGGGAUUUGAACUCUUGGAACACCCUCCCUACAGCCCUGACUUAGCGCCCAUGGAUUUCAGAACGUUUCCCGAGAUUAAGACUUCCCUCCGUGGACAACGCUUCCAUGACGUUGCCGAUUUGACAUUGGCAACCAGUCGAAAAGUUUCACAACUUGACACAGACUGGUACCGGGAGACAUUUACCAAGUGGAUUGCGAGACAUCAGAAAUAUGUAGCCUUGUGCGGUGACUACGUAGAGAAAGUGCGCCGUUCAUUGGACCUGGAUAACGUGUGA